GAGUUAAUUAGCAUGUGGUCAAUGCAAAUUUCGACAUUUUUUCGGACCCAGAAAGCUCCAACCUCAGGUUUCAAAAAUGUUGAGCCACGACAGAGACGAGGAACUCUCUCUGUUCCUUGAGAUGCGUCGACGCGAAAAAGAACACAGAGGAGAAUCUCUUUUAGCAGGAUCUGAUAACAUUAGUAUCAACGGAGCGUUGACGACUUCGGUGGCAGCUGCGCUCUCGGGCGUCUCCGAAACGGUGUCGUCCCAACGUUUUCCUCUCCGGAGAACCGCUGCCGAGAACUUCUUGUACUCAGAGAAUGAGAAAUCCGAUUACGAUUGGCUGCUUACGCCACCGGGCACUCCACAGUUUGAGAAAGAGUCACACAGAAGCGUAAUGAAUCAGCUUGAUGCUCCCAAUUCUCGCCCCACUGCUCUUAAAUCUCGACUAGGGAACUGUCGCGAAGAGAUGGUCUCAGGGAAUAAUAAUAAGCCCACCAGCUCUUCCUCUGUGGCUGGACUCAGAAGACCAUCUUCAUCAGGUAGCUCAAGGUCAACGAGCAGACCUUCUACACCAACAAGAAGGUCAACAACUCCAUCCACCUCCACAACAAAGCCUGUGACCACCAGAGCUUCAACCUCUAGAUCCUCAACACCCACCUCACGUGCCACCUUAACUGCCGCACGUGCUACUACCUCCACUGCGGCUCCACGCACCGCAACAUCAACCGGGUCAGCUAGAUCAUCUACUCCAACUCGGUCUAUAACUCGGCCAUCUUCUGCACCUUCUAAAAAACCUGUGUCAAGACCAACCACACCGACCCGCAGGCCUUCAACCCCGACCGGUCCAUCAAUAGUUUCUAGUAAAGCUCCAUCUCGAGGGACUUCUCCCACUCCAACUCUGAAGUCGUCAAGGCCAUGGAAACCACCUGAGAUGCCUGGUUUCUCUUUAGAAGCCCCACCUAAUCUAAGGACGACUUUAGCAGAUAGGCCGGUCUCAGCUUCAAGAGGCAGACCUGGAGUAGCCUCGGCACCAGGCUCAAGAUCUGCUUCCAUAGAACGUGGCAGUGGUGGCUUAGGACAUUCAAGAAGGCAAUCUUGCUCGCCUUCCAGAGGUAGAGCGCCUAUCGUGGGGAACACCAACGGAAGCCUCCCUGGUGCUCGUGGGAGAGGAAAGGCCAACAACGGAGGGAGUAGCUGCGAUAGCUUGAGUCCAGUGGCUAUGGGGAAUAAAAUGGUGGAGAGAGUGGUGAACAUGAGGAAACUAGGUCCACCACGGCUAACAGAGAGCGGCGGUAGAGGAACCGGAAAAUCUAGCUCGGCUUUUAACAGUCUUGGAUAUGGGAGAAACCUUUCUAAGAGCUCAAUUGAUAUGGCCUUAAGGCAUAUGGAUAUAAGACGAGGCAUGACAGGAAAUCUCCGGCCGCUUGUGACGAAAGUUCCGGCAUCGUCAAUGUAUAGCGUGAGAAGCCGGCCGGCUAGUGUCACCAACUCUCCGAUGGCUACGAGCAGCACCGUCAGCUCAUCUGAACCGAGUGUUGAUAACAUCAACAUUCUCUGCUUAGAUGGGAACGAAGCCGAAAACGAUGAUCUUCUCAGUGAGAGAAGCUUUUCUUCUCCUCGAAACCAGUUCCCCAAGUUCACAUCUUGACCUAUAAUUAUUAUAUGCCCUUGUUUCUAAGCGAUAAAAUAUAUGAAACUCGGUGUCAAUUUUUUUUUUCCUCCAUAAUUAUUUUCUCUCACUAACAUGUUAUCAAACGACAUGAAUUCACCGAUACAAAACUCGAUGUUGUGGUGAUUUUGAAU
This is a messenger RNA of Eutrema salsugineum, 1788 nucleotides long. RefSeq names its product mucin-5AC. Gene Ontology annotation, cellular component: cortical microtubule. Gene Ontology annotation, biological process: cortical microtubule organization. The transcript is spliced from 6 exons. Lineage: Eukaryota; Viridiplantae; Streptophyta; Magnoliopsida; Brassicales; Brassicaceae. Bases 77 to 1633 code for a protein of 518 amino acids. The record is from RefSeq and is a predicted model, not a curated record.